Messenger RNA from Didymodactylos carnosus, 1470 nucleotides. The record is from the annotation of a GenBank genome assembly. Lineage: Eukaryota; Metazoa; Rotifera; Eurotatoria; Philodinida; Philodinidae.
UUAGUUUUAUUUUCAGUUGUUUGACCGUUUUCUUAUUAUGUGCCAUUGAUAAAGGCUUUACCAAGCCGAAACGUUUGGCUAACAAUAAAUUUACGGAUAAUAUAAGCAAUUAUUGAAAUCUAUAAAAAUAAUACAAUACAUUUUUUCCUGUUGUUAUUAUUGUGACUUGUUCAACUUGAUACAACAUGUAUCAAGCCAGUCCGAUUUGUUGGAAAAUAAAAAAGUUUAGAAUAACUAUAAAUAAUGCAAGAUAAAAUACACCAAGGGCCAAAAUAAUUGAAAGUUUUGUAGAUGCCGUGUUCGCCACGUAAUUUCGCAACACUAUUACUGCAAACAAUAACUUCCUCAAAGACGCACUUCUUUUUUGUUCUGUGGCUGGGUGUUAAAAGUGUAAAGAAUGACCUUUGACUAACGAAAUUAAAGAUGUAAUCGAACCCGAAGAAGUAAAAGAUACCGAAUCAUCUCGAAGAAGAGAGGGUAUAUAAACCUGCAUUUUUUCACUUUGAAACUCGGUUCCAUCACACAACCUACUAUGGAAUAUUCAAAUUUGAAAUGCAUCAAAACUCACGUCUCUAUCCUCUUCUGUUUGGCCUGUCUUCUUCUGCCAACUGGUUCUCGUUCUCUAUGACUAUGCUCAGUUAAAACACACGAUUUAUAGGAAAACAAUGUGUACCAUACUGCUCAGUAUCUCAUGAAAGAUGUCGAACUGACAAAGAAACUUACGACUCUUACUUCGCUACAUGGUCCGUUGUCUAUGAAAUGAAGAAGAAUGAUGAUAAUGCGACAACGACGAUACAGCAUGGAAAAAUCAAUAAACCGAAAAAAUUCUAUUCAGACGCAGAUGCAAGAGAUGAAUAUCCGGUCGUGUCAACUGAAACGUGUUAUUACAAUACGAAGAACUAUGCUGAAACACAAUGGAAAUUACCAAGUGUACGAGCACAGAAAAUUGUGAUUUUGUUUGCAGUUGAUGUUAUGGUCAUAUCUGUCGGUAUUCUCGGUGGAUUACGCUGGGUUGAAUGUUGUAGACACCAUGUAUCCAUUGAUCGUCUUCAACUAGAAAUUGAACUUUUAAAACAAUUACAAGCAUCCAAUUUGUUAUCAGGUAUUGAAUGGAAACAAUAUGAUACAAAGGCAUUAAAAUUAUUUGUUAAAAAUGGUAUUAAAGAAGCACAUGAUGAGCUCAAGUUACGACAAAUUGAUAAUCCAGCUGAAUUAAGACGAAAAUAUGAAGAUUUAGAUUUUGUUCGACGUUUAUACAUCUAUGAGUAUCUAAUGAUUGAUCGUCAAAAUUAUUUACUUCGCCCUCUGGAUAAACCUUUGACAUCGAAACGUCGACGACUAUCUUCAACAGACGAUAUUCCAAUCAUUCUAUUAACAUUCUGUACACUUGUGUCUUCCGCUUGUGCAAUAGAAAUUAGAACAAAAGAUUAUUUUAAUCCAACUGCAUGCUACGGGAUUGCAUUGAUUUAG